ACAGAGCAGCAGCCCCAGGACUCUCUCCUCACUGUACAGAGCAGCAGUCCCUGCACUCUCUUCUUACUGUACACAGCACUGGCAAUAGCAGCAGUCCCUGUAAUAUAUCCUCACUGUACACAGCAGUCCCUGCACUCUAUCCUUACAGUAGACAGCAGCAGUCACUUCACUCCCUCCUCAGAGUAGAGGGCAGCAGUCCCCGCACUCUCUCCUCACUGUACACAGCAGCAGUCACUACCUUCACAGUGUAGACAGCAGCAGUCACUACACUCUCUCCUCAGAGUAGACAGCAGCAGUCCCUGCACUCUCUCCUCAGAGUAGACAGCAGCAGUCCCUGCACUCUCUCCUCACAGGGUCCGUGCACUCUCUCCUCACUGUACACAGCAGCCCGGGCACCGGGGGGAGGCGGCGGCUCUGAGGCUGCUGUUAGGAGGAGGAAUGUACCAGGAGCAGUGGGAUCUGUGCUGGAAGCCUCCCCCCUCCUCCCCCGCUCACUGCCCGGACUCCUGACAAGCUAGGGGGAAACAGCUAGCGAUAUGUCCGGGAACCCUCCGAGUCUCGGCUGCAAGUCUCACCGGAGGACCUCUCUGCCCUGCAUUCCCCGGGAGCAGUUAAUGGGUCACCCAGAAUGGGACUACAAGAGAAGCUCCAGGGGCUCACAGUCCUCAGGUACCACCAUCACUGUAGACAUCGCUGUUAUGGGGGAGGCUCAUGGUCUCAUCACUGACCUCCUUGCUGACCCCUCAUUACCCCCACAUGUGUGCACUUCUUUACGGGCAGUUAGUAACCUUCUGAGCACCCAGCUGAACUUCCAGCCCAUCCACAAGCCCAGAGUCAACUUCAGCGAGAACUACGCAUGUUCCGAUUCAGAAGAAGGGUCCGAGAAAGGAGACAAAAUGACGAUACCAAAGCGAUUACGCAGAAGUCUUCCAUCAGGACUAUUACGCAGAGUUUCCUCAACGUGGACCACGACCACAUCUGCUACUGGCUUACCGACACUAGAACCAGCGCCAGUCCGGAGGGACCGCAGUGGCAGUAUUAAACCCACAGACACAACGUCUUUAAGUGCCAACCCUGACACGUGGAACAGCACCCUCCUGGUGAGCAUCAAUAAGAGCCGCUCCUUCUCAACGCCAUUCGCCGUGUCCAGCGUCAAUCACCUGAACUCUAAGAGAAGACAAGGUAUUCCUCCCAGCAUUUCUCCGCUUACCUCCCCAUGUCAUUCUCCCCUUCACGGGACACCAGCCCCCAGUCCAACAAUAAAAUCCUUCCCUACACAAUUCACAGACACUGGUGAUGGCAGCCGGCUGGGUUUGAACCCACACAAGACCUUAACAUGUACCAAGAGUGCACCUGAAAUCCCUGAGCAACUGCAUGAAGCUCCAGUCGUAUGUAGCAGCUGUGGCAGGCCGUACAACCAGGAGAAUCCAACAGAGAGGACGCUGGAUGGACACGAGGACGCACCACACUCGGGGAACAGAGCAGAUGAUCCGGCUCACACCACAUCAGACUAUGACAGCACGCAUGAGACCAACAACAGCGACAGCAGCGAUAUCGUACAGAAUGAUGACGAGGCGGAGCUAACACAGUCCAGGAAAGUUUCUGUGUCCAGAACGUACCGACCCGACAGCAUAGACCUCCAUGCGUUAACAACCGAGGACAAGCCCUUCUUGGCUCCCGAGCCCCUUGUUAUGGAUAACAUUGAGGUCCUCAUGGGAGAGAUUAACAAUUGGAACUUUCCUAUAUUUGACCUGAUGGAGAAAACGGGUGAGAAAUGUGGCAGAAUCCUUAGCCAGAUGUCGUAUCGGCUUUUUGAUGAUAUGAAUCUGCUGGAGACAUUUAAGAUUCCACUGAAGGAAUUCAUGAACUACUUCCACGCGCUGGAGAAUGGAUACAGAGACAUCCCCUAUCACAAUCGGAUCCACGCCACUGAUGUCCUGCAUGCUGUCUGGUAUCUGAGUACUCAGGCCAUCCCGGGACUCCAUACAAUUGUGAAUGAUCAGAGCUCGGCCAGUGAUUCCGAUUCUGACAGUGGAAUCACACAUGGACACAUGGGAUAUGUCUUCUCUAAGACGUACAAUCCCUCUGAAGAGACAUAUGGCUGUUUAUCGGGUAAUAUACCAUCCUUAGAGUUGAUGGCGCUGUACGUAGCGGCAGCAAUGCAUGACUAUGACCAUCCGGGACGAACCAAUGCCUUCCUAGUAGCUACAAAUGCCCCCCAGGCAGUGCUAUAUAAUGAUCGGUCAGUCCUGGAGAAUCAUCAUGCAGCAGCUGCCUGGAACCUCUUCCUCUCCAGGCCUGAAUAUAAUUUCUUAGUCAACUUAGACCACAUGGAGUUUAAGAGGUUUCGCUUCCUGGUGAUCGAGGCGAUUCUGGCCACAGACCUCAAAAAGCACUUUGAUUUCCUGGCAGAGUUCAAUGCAAAGGUGAAUGAAGAUGUAGGACCCGGAAUCGAUUGGUCAAACGAGAAUGACCGAUUAUUGGUUUGUCAGAUGUGCAUUAAGCUAGCUGACAUCAACGGACCCGCCAAGUGCAAGGAUCUCCACCUCAAGUGGACGGAGGGCAUUGUCAAUGAGUUCUAUGAGCAGGGCGAUGAAGAAGCAAGUCUCGGGCUCCCAAUCAGCCCCUUCAUGGAUCGAUCGGCUCCUCAACUGGCCAAACUUCAAGAAUCUUUUAUUACUCACAUUGUGGGACCACUAUGUAAUUCAUACGACUCUGCCGGACUGAUGCCUGGGACAUUGAUAGAGGACAGCGAUGAUUCCGGGGACACAGAUGAGCAGGAUGAUGACACGGACACCACAGAGGAGGAGACAUCUGAACCCUCCGAGAACCUAACAAGUAUGUCCUCUCAGAUCUUCUGUUGUUUCAAAGAUGCCUUAUGGGGGAUUAAGUCAGGGAAGGAAAAGAAAAAAUGCAAAAGAAAAAUCUUCUGUCAGAUCACACAACAUCUGAUGGAGAACCACAAGAUGUGGAAGAAAGUCAUUGAGGAGGAGCAGAGGUUGGAGGAGCCAGAUAAGGAGGCGCCUGCUCUUCACCCAAGCUCUGAACAAAUUGCAGCCAUCAGGGAGGAGGAAGAGGAGAAAGCCGUCCAAAAGGCGGAGGACUCGGAGGGCGAUGCGUGAGGACUGUGCGCUCCGCCCACCUCCAGCCUGCACAAAGCUUAUACACAACACUGUAGACAACGAUGCCGUGCCUCCACCCAGUAUAUACUGCGAGGUCCCCGGUGACCUCCGACGCUCAAGGACGCAAGCGCACUGACGCAAGCGCACCGCUGUGACACCUCCCACAUCCUCGAGAGACUUAAUGGAGGGCACAGCUGCACAUUUCUGAAAUCAUAUAAUAUAUUUAAUAGCUAUAUCUCUUUAUCUGUAUGAUGGAUGCGCCUCCUGCCGGGGUAGGGUAGGGGUACAUAUAUAUAUACGUAACGGUCACUGUGAACAAACACGUAAAUGUCUGCGCAACAUGGCGCCAGUCAAGCACAUUUAUUAUUAAAGAGGCGAUCAGUUA
Bufo gargarizans (Asiatic toad) is the source of this 3507-nucleotide messenger RNA. RefSeq names its product phosphodiesterase 3A (gene PDE3A). Gene Ontology annotation, biological process: positive regulation of oocyte development; oocyte maturation. Gene Ontology annotation, cellular component: cytosol. Bases 537 to 3122 code for a protein of 861 amino acids. The transcript has 16 exons. Gene Ontology annotation, molecular function: 3',5'-cyclic-AMP phosphodiesterase activity. The record is from RefSeq and is a predicted model, not a curated record. NCBI's taxonomy places the organism in Eukaryota, Metazoa, Chordata, Amphibia, Anura, Bufonidae.